ACCCCUUCCAGUUCCGUUCCGUUCCCUUUCCGAUUUCGUUCUUGCUUCUGACUUCCAGCGGAACAGUUGCGGGAACUGUUGUUGGAUGCCUGUCUGCCUGCUGUAGCAGCUUUUCCACACAAGUGCGAGAGAUACCAAAAACCGAGCGGAGCGUUUUCGCUCAUUCGGUGUAGGCGCUCUGCUCUAUCUUUCUCUCUCUCUCUCAGUUUUUAUUUUACUUCGUUUUUCUCUGUGGGCUGCCUGCGCGCUGCAUUUGACCGCGACUCAGUAGCAAAGGAAAAUCCAUUUUCCAUUUUUCUAGACGCGGACACAGGCUCUGAGUAUCGUGUGCGGCGGACGUCCUUGUCCUUCGUGCGUCGUUUGCUCGCGCUGGCUGACGGUUUUUGAAAUUUUUGUGCGUGUUAAGUGCAACAAAAAAAUUAUAAGAAUACGUGGAAAACGAAUCGAAUCGAGAUUCUUCGAAUGAAGAGGAAGGCCAUCCACAAAAAACCAAAACCAAAAGCAAAAGCAAAUGGGAGAAGCAGCGCAAUAAGGCAGAAAAAAUACUUUGCCUGUGUGUGCAAAAGUCUUCAGCUGCACACGCCGCCCCCUGCUCCAGAGGCGCCUGGCAGAGGCAAGUGGCACCUGGCGAGAGGAGGCCCUAGGAGACAUCAUCGAGCACCAGCCGCCGUCACGCGGAGGCCAUGGAAACGUACUCUGGAUGAAUGGAGGCCCACUGAACAUUUCUGAGGAGAGGAGCAGGAGCAGGAGCAGGAACCGAAAGGAACCGAAAGAAACCGAAAGGAACCGGAGUCCCAAUCGAUUCAGAGCAAUCUGAAUUCCGAAGUCUGAGAUCUGAGGUCUGAAAGGAAGGAUAUUUUAAGGAGCGCCGCGACUGUGGAGGGGCUUCGCUAUUGGUGGGUGGGUGGCGUCGCUAGUGCUAGUGCGUGCCACUUGGUGGCAAGGGGGCGUGGAACCACCGCAUCUGAUCGAAUCAUGAAGCAUUGUAAGAAAAAGUCCACCCCUUGCCGUCACCGAGUCCGCAUGGAAUGGAAUCCUUAGACUUUUCUCUGUUCUUCUCUGGUUCUCUGCUUCACAGCAAGUAUUUCCAUACACAAGGACAUGAUGGAAUUCGGCUAACUGCAGCAGAAGCACUGCAGCAACUGUGAUCCAGCUCGAGGGAUUACGCAGCAAUCAAAAUUUAAGAGCGGAACCGAACGCACAACCGCAGAAAGCACCCGGCAGGACAUACUCCAAUUCAAGUAUUCCAAUAGCAGUAUCAAAAGCGUAGUUAGAUUAGCGCCCAGUAGCCAUCAUCAUCAGAUCACCAUCUCAGACGCAGCGACGGCGGCUGCGAUACCGAGACCCUAGCGGGUGACGCGGCCAUGGAACCUCCCGGUGGGGUGCCGCCCGACAAGGACCGACAGCUAGUGCUCAGAAACUCAGCCCAGUCGGCUCCCGGUUCCGUUCCCAUUGUCGUCGCCGCCCCGAAUGCCGGACACGGAACAACGUCGGCGGCUGCGAACCCUCAGCAGCAGUCCAGCAGUCAAUCCACGCACUUGCCACAGUCCAUUAAGCCGACGACACUGAGCCUGCAACCACAUGGAGGCGUGCAUGCCAUGGCCACGGCCACGGCCACGCAGCUGUCUCCCUCGGCCGCCGCGAACAACAAUGCGGCGGCAACGGCCGCAACGGCUACGAGCAGCGGGAGCGGGAACGCCAACAGCGGCAAUAGUCCUGCGCUGGCGUCCACCGCCACGGCCAUAUCCGCCACAACGCAGGCAGCGACCGCAUUUAGCGGCAGUUCCGUGGGCCACCAUCACUUGCAGCACCACCAGCAUCCGCACGCCCAUUCACAGCCCGCAACGCACCAACAACAACUGCUGCAUUCACUACCCCAUCAGCAGUCCCAGGCGGCGGCACCAGCCACGGCGCCAGCAGCGGCACCAGCAACGGCAACGGCAACGGCAACGGCGACACACCACCACCAUCACAGCUCCAUCUCCGGGCCUGGUGGUUCGGGCAGUGGAGGACUGCUUGCAGGUGCGGGCAGUGGCUCCGGAAGUGGCAACCCACAGCAAACCAUUGAGAAGCUCUCCCGACCAAUGGCCUUCGACAAGAUGGAGGUGCUGGUGCGCGAGAUGCAGGAUCAAGAACAUGGUGUACCCGUGCGACAGCAGAAAAUGUUCCUUACAUCUAUACCAUACGCGUUUAUGGGAUACGAUCUGAUCGAAUGGCUUAUGGACCGAUUGCAAAUUGAGGAAUCGGAGGCCCUGAACAUUGCCAACCAGCUGUGUCUGCACGGGUACUUCUUUCCGGUGAACGACUCAAAGACGCUGACCGUGAAGGACGACUCAUCGCUGUACCGCUUCCAGACCCCCUAUUACUGGCCGUGGCAGCACAAGGCCCCGGAUAACGUGGAGUAUGCCAUAUAUUUGGCCAAGCGAUCGCUGCGCAAUAAACAGCGCCAUGCGCUCGAGGACUACGAGGCCGAGGCCUUGUCCUCACUGCACAAGAAUCUGAAGGGCAAAUGGGACUUUAUAUCGAUGCAGGCCGAGGAGCAGGUGCGCUUGGCCAAGGAGCGCAAGAAGGGGGACAAGAUUGUUGGAGACUCGCAGGAGCGGGCCUACUGGCGCGUACACCGUCCACCCCCCGGCCAGUUCACGCCCCUGGAGCCCUGUCCAGUGCCGUCGCGCGACCGCCAGGGCUUCAAACCCAACAAGAAAAAGACUGUCGACGAUGUACAGCGAGAGGUCGACUACUUGGGCAAGUCCCUGAACCGAACGCGAAUGAAGAUGUCGCAGGCCUGCGAGUCACUGGUCUGCUACUCGGAGACCUUCAGUGAAUACGACUUCUUUCUGCAGCCGGCGCUGCCCUCGAACCCCUGGGUCACCGAGGACAUUACCUUUUGGCAGCUGAACAACACCUUCGUGGACAUUCCCACUGAGAAACGAGUGAAGCGGUGGGCCAUUUCCAUCGAGGAGCUGGUCUCGGAUCCGACGGGUCUGCAGGAGUUCACGACCUUCCUCGAGAAGGAGUACUCGCACGAGAACAUUCGUUUCUGGAUUGCUGUCAACCGCUUGCGUCGAUCCGCCCACUCCCAGGUGGCACGGAAGGUCAACGAGAUCUACGAGGAAUUUCUGAAGCCUGGAGCACCCUGCGAGAUAAACAUCGAUGGAAAAACGAUGGAAAGUGUGCUUCGCGGUCUCAAGAACCCAUCGCGCUUCACCUUCGACUCGGCCUCAGAGCACAUUUACAUGUUGCUACUGAAAAAGGACUGCUACCCUCGCUUUAUACGAUCGGAGCACUACAAGCGUUUGCUGGACACUGGCAUUCAGCCCUCGUACAAGAAGCGUUUCUUCAAUUUCGGAGGCGUCAGCGGAGCCAAGAAGAAGAUGACAGCUGCCCUGUCCAGUCAGCCGAACCUGGGGGAUGCGGGGGGGUCGAAGGGGUCCAGCAGUGCGGCAGGCGGCACGGGCUCCAUGAUGCAGGCACCGCCACCCGGCAGCCUGGCACGGCGUCGUGGCAGCGACCGCAGUCUGACGGGCUCAGCGCAUGAGCUGGCCGUCAUUGGGGUGAACAAGGAGGCAGGUUCCAAGGUACCGCACUCCCAUUCCCAGAGCAAUCUCAGCGAGAUUCCUUUUAGCGAUUCUAUUUAUCGAGGCGAUAUGCCGCAGCCCCAUCGCCACACGGCGAUCAUGGAUGUUGGGAUCUAUGCUGCUUACGGCGGGAAUCGCGAAAGUAGUUUGCAGGCACUCCCAGAAAACCCAAAGACGAAGUCCACCUGUCUCGACACGUUGGAGUCCACCACAGCAUUAGCUGGCAACUGUAGCGCCGUUUGUCCCUGGGACGAGCCGGUGGCCAUACUUCCAGCAGCUCAGGUGAAGCUCUCUGUGUGUCCCUGGGAGCAGGAUACUGUGACAGAUCCAGCGCCGGCGCCGGCAACGGCAACGGCGCCGGCAACGGCAAAGGCAACGGCGCCGGCAACGGCAAAGGCACCGGCGUCAGCUCCGGUUGCGGUACUGUCCAAGCAGACGGCUGUCAUCGUACAGCCACUACGAUUGACAAGCACUUCGUCGGACAGCAGUGAUGUGGCUGAUCGCCUGCAGCGAAAUCUAGGCAUUCGACACCAAAACACCGUCGACAGUGGAGAAACGAGCAUCAAACGUCUGACUCCCAACUUUACGGAACAGCGUCGGGCAUCCGUAUCCUUCACUCCAAGCCGCAGCUCCGACUACCAGUUUGGACGCACCGCCGGUGCAUGUCCGUCUACCACAUCCACCACGCCCACCGUAGGAACCCAAAGCGCAGGUGUGGCCAGCAGUAAUCUCACGCCACUGCAGGCUAGGAGUGCCGUCUUUGGAGGUGCCAGUGGCGGCAGCAGCUUCGUUGCAGUUGCAGUUGCCGCCAAGGAUCAGCAGCCACUGACUGGCUCGGAUGUGGAAACCGAAGUGGAGGAAGAACUAAACAAGCUGUCACAAGAGUCGUCGGCAUCGGAGUUGCCUGUGCUUGUGACUCCCACACCCACACAGACCCCGCCGCUCAUAGCAAAGGUCACGCCACCGCCCGAGGAGUACCUCCCCAUCCAAGCAGAUUCGAUGGCAAAUUGCUUGCAACAGCAGCAACUCGUUGAGAGCUGCGUGACACACGGGAAAGACGUGACUGUGGUAAAAGAGGUACAGAUCGAACUGAUCGAGUCGCGUGCCUACGAAAAAGAUCUGGCCACCACGACGCCCACCAUUAAGGUUCUGGAGCUAGUUGCAACUACUCCAGGCUCUAAUAUCCGCUUACCCUCGGGCCAGAGUCAAGAAGCACUAACAACAACCACCGAGGAUGCCGCAUUGGCCGACGACGACGAAACGGAGCAAGCAGCCCCAGACCAGGCGCAGGUACCCCUGUCCGAAGUGUCAGAGGCUUUACAAGAUGAGCUUUCACCCACCACCGAUGAGUACCAAGAAGGACUGCAGUUUGGCGGCAACGACACCAAGGACGUGGUCGAUGACUUUGACAGCAUAGAUAGCGACAUACAGCUCGGCUACAUACCGCCUGCUCCCACCCCUGCUCCAUCCAUGGCGCCCCUGGCUGAGUUGGACGUAGACACGAUGGUGGACGAUGAUCCAGCGGACGAGCCUGCCAGCAGUACAGAGCGUCCGGCAGUGGCAGUGGCAGUGGCAGCAGCGGUAGCUCCCACGGCAACAGCAACAGCAACUCCGACAUCCAGCAAUGACGAGGCACGCAAGCGCCGCAAGAAACGAAACUCUGAUGGGAAAAAGCACAGCUCGCAGGAGGACAAGGAUAAGGAUGGUGGAAAAGAUGGAAGCGGAAGUGGCGGCGGCGGCGUCGUCGAUCCGGAACACAAUGCGGUGUGCCCCUGGGAAGACGAGAACGUGAGCACUAGCGAUGGAACCUUCGUGAAGACAUAUGCCACAUUGGGCUACUUAUGAAUAAAACCAAAUCUGUUCAAGACGGUGGUCAACAAGUUGCUGAAAAGGAAGCCGCACAAGCAAAAGUAGGGCCUGGGAUAGUGUUUUAGCUUACUAACUAACUUAUAAAUAGUACAUAUAUGUAUACAAUAUGCAUAUAUAUGUAUGUAUGUGUGUUCUAUAUGUAUGUACGUAUUUGAUUCAUGAGUGUGUGUACAUGUAAUACGUAAUUGUUAAUUGCUUCGUGAGUUCAAGGGGCAGACAGUCACAGUUUCGUUGUUUAUUGCAGAAACUUCUUCAACAUACAGAAAACUGAAAUGAGAAACGUCUAUGAGCCCGUACCAGAUGUACUAUAUAUAUGUAUGAUCUUAGUGUAUAUGAAGGAACAUACUCUUAUUGUACAAAAAUUACAAAUUCUAUACUAUGUACUCUCUUAACAAAUUAAAAAUGAUAAAUGAAAAGCAGCGUGAUGGCAACAGAGAAACCGAAAGCAUCUAUAAAUCUAGAAAUAUGUAUUUAAAAUCAAAUAAUCCUCCUCCAAUCAUAAUUGGCAUGUUUUGUGGUGAUCAACUGGAAAACUGAAGAAUAGACAACAAAAACGAGAGAGAAUACCAAUACAAGGAUUGUAGACUCGGCAACAAAACAGAUAGAUCUGUAAUUCAUUCAUGAACCUACAAUGCAAUAUACACAUAAAUGGAGUUGGAAUAACUGAAUCCCUAUGAUUAAUAAACAAUUGACAAGCCUAUUUGGGGAUCUACAAAGAACAAAAGGACAUCCCGCAUGUAACUCCCAUGGAAAUCGUAAGCAUUGUUUGAGCGUAGUGCCUUUUGCGUAGAAGUACACACCGAUCGUUUAAUUUUGGGUUAUCCAUCAAGACCUACGGCUUACAGACCGUCGUAGACAUAGACAGUGAACUGAAUUCAAACAAUAAAAUUAUAUUUUGUGUGUCAAUCGUUUGGUUGUUCAAUAAGUUCAAUAAGAGUUCAAAAUUGCACAAGUUAAUUCGUAAAAUCGCAUAUAUGUAGAUACAUAUGUAUUGUUUCAUUUCACGUGUGCAUGCAACACACUCACGAGCCCCCAGGGUGCAGGGUGCAGUGCAACACAAGCAGCAAACCGCCAAAUCACAACUUUUACCAUGCGUCUAGUAGGAGUAUUAGGUGCUGCCUGUCCGCCCAAAACAAAAACAAUCACAGUAAACGAGCUACGCUGCAUACCAUACACCGUACACACCGUACUAUGCCAUAUCUACAGUGAAUCUUCAACAUGUCGGAAAUUUCUUUCGCCAAUACAAACACACACAAACCAUGAAUGUGUUGAUCAAUAUAAUCAAAUAAAAAUGAAAUCCUGGUUGUUCGCGGCUAAUACCUUUAUAUAGAUCGAUCGAAACAGAAGAAAAUCACAAGUAAACCUAAAGGGAAAAACUAUUAAAAUCUAAGUAUAUUUCUACUUUCAUUUCGGUGUGCACUGUGCAUUGUGCCCUGUGCAUUAGCUACUAUAUGUAUUUACUGUACUGUACUGUCGAAAACCGCUUGCUGGUAAACAAUCUUUGUAUAAAAUAUCUAAUAUCUGAGCUAAUCUAUGCGUGAAUUUUCAAGUUACUUCAAUUAAAUUAAAACUAAAACACUCAGAAAAAACACUACAAAAAGGAACACAACACAGAGUUACAUUUAGAAAAAUAAUUAGAUAAUAAUGUUGCGUAUUUGUUGGAUUUUUUGGAAUGAAUGCAAAUAAAAAACUAUAAAAAAUUAUGUAUAGAAAUAAAUAAAAUAAAGUAAAGGCAAAAGGUCUGUGCCGUGCGUACAAAAAAAAAGAUGUGUACAUGAAACCACCGUUAACUUUGCUUAUGCGAGCCGAGCAAUUAAAAAAAGUUAAAAAAGAAAAACCAAAACCAAAACAAAAACUAAAACUAUAAAACGAUCAAAUUCUGCUGCAGCAAUAGUUGGAAUGUUGUUGUCGAAUAUACAUAAUCCGUGUACUAGUGAAAGCAGCUUCGUAGAACAACACAAAAAACACACGCAAAAGUUGUAGUCAGUGCGGAGGUAAUAUUGUAUUGUUGUUGUUUUUUAUGUAUGUAAUUGUACUUUUUUUUGUAAUACGAUUGUUGUAAGAAAAGAAAAUUAUGCCAAAAAGAAAACAAAAUAAAUAGUUAAUUAAGGAGUUUACAAGCAACAUUUAAAUACAGAGCAGAGCAGAAAAGAGCAGAACAGAGAAGAACAGAAAAGAUAUGAAUUACUUUAAACCACAAAAACAAAAUAGAAACAGAAAAACCAUAACAAAAAGUUCCGAAAGUUUUGAAAUAGUCGAUGGUACAUACAUAUGUUUAGUAUAUGUAUUUGUUUUAACUGCAUAUGUACUUAUGGUAUGCUUACAUAAACCUACAUAAAAUCAAAAUAAAACAACAAAAAAAACAAAACGAAUAACGAAUAAUAGUGUGCGGAGGCAGUCGAGACUUCACGACUUGAAUAUACCCGGUACUUGGUGAAAGUCAAGUAAUAAAUAUCUUCGAGACCAUCCGAAAUUAUCCGAUUAUCCAAAUCUUUAGUAGCAAAAAAAAUUACGACAAAAAUCAUAAAGCAACCGAAAAACGGACAAACGAACCAACAAAUGAAAUCUUUGAAGAGCUUAGAAGAGAAAAAUUGCACUCCAUCCAGGUACCGGGUAUAAAUGUUAUUUAACAAAAACAAAUGAAUGCAGCUCUUGGAGCAGCCACACAAAGCGCCAUUUUGAUAAAAAAAAAAAACAAAAAAGAAAA
Drosophila miranda is the source of this 8154-nucleotide messenger RNA. RefSeq lists its product as uncharacterized. The transcript has 11 exons. The record is from RefSeq and is a predicted model, not a curated record. Bases 1365 to 5423 code for a protein of 1352 amino acids. Gene Ontology annotation, biological process: intracellular signal transduction; G protein-coupled receptor signaling pathway; regulation of G protein-coupled receptor signaling pathway. NCBI's taxonomy places the organism in Eukaryota, Metazoa, Arthropoda, Insecta, Diptera, Drosophilidae.